CAAAUAUUUAUUUUAGAUCGCCUUUCAUUUCAUAUUAAUUAAUUUAAUCAUGUCAGCCACUUCACAUCACGUAGGGUAUAAAAACAACCCACCAUUGCAAGUAGUAAUAUCUGGCUCUGCUAUCACUGAGCUGAAGCAGAAGGCCUCCGUCGAUAAAAUGACCACAGAAAACCAUAGCAUUCAAGGAUGGGUCAACUUGGUUUUCCAGUCAUAUCAACAAGUAAAGACUAGUUUAUAACAAUUUUUCGGCUGAAGUAGAACUAAUUAUAGCUAGGGAGAUAUUGCAAUAGUAAACAAUUGCUUAGAGAGUGCAUACAUUUCUUACAUGAGAGGUUGCAGCAUCAUGGUGGAGAUAAUAAAGAAACAUUCACAGUAUAACGAAAUUAGAUUCAGCCCCAUCUACCUUCAAUUAAAGCAGAGGACGAACGAAGAAAUUUUUGCAUUAUUAGAGGAAUUAGCUAUAAAAAUCGAAAAUUGGUACAGGAUGAGACAAGAACAGUAUUACACUAAUAAUACACAUUUCAAUAUAAUCCCUGUAAGUCCAGCAACAACCUCUGCAGCUGCAUAUGCUUAUCGUCCUAGUCAUGAUCCCCGCAAUUUUCCUCAUUAUUCUUUAAAUGAUCUACCUACUCAUCAACCGCCGCCUUCACCAUCUUCGUCUUUAGCACAAGCAGUAUCAACAAAAUUAAGCAUUACAACAUCAGAUACUAAUCAGUAUCAAUUACCGUCAUGGACGAACUAUAUCUUUCCAAACACUCUUCUGGUUGAACCUCACGAAUUAGUAAAAUGGAUCACUGUAAAAGAAAAUCAGCCAAGCAUAUUAUUGAUCGACAACCGACCGAGGGAACUGUUUAGAAGGGGUUGUAUAAAGCAUUUAUGGAUCAUUCAGAUUGAACCCGUGUUAUGGCAAAAAGAUGAUAUGGCCAUGAAAAUGCAAGAGUCCAUACAACGAAAUCCAGAGGCGGAGCAAAGACUGUUUGCAGAGAAAGCCAGAUUUGAUCUAAUUGUGUAUUAUGACCAAAACUCGAAAUCAUUGGAUACUGCACAUGGGUCAACAACAAAUAUCAGGAAAAUCUUGGAAACUCAGCACCUAAAACGACCGCCCAUGAUGUUAGCCGGUGGUUUUGAUGCAUGGCAUUCGUACGUGGGUGCUUCAGGUGUAUAUACCUUUCUCGAACAAAAAGAAAAAAAGCAGUGGUUCAAAAGUGGUAACAGUAGUACUAGCAGCAUUGGAACUGAUCAUGAACCUCAUACUUUGUACGAUUCCUUUUCUGGGAAACCUAACCGACAGUCCUAUAACCAACAGCAACAGCAAAAGGUAUCUCCAGCUCACUCAUAUCCAAGUAUAUCCAUACCACAACCCUCUUUACCUACAGCACCUAGAAAGGAAUCACUCACAACAAGAUAUCCCGAAUUACUUUCUCCGACUAGUGAAGUAGCAACCUCGCCACAACGUCAACCAGUAGCUCAAAUUUCACAUCAGCAACAAGAUUUGAGACCCAUGCCACCAUCUUAUCCCAAGAUACAUCGACGCAAAACAUUUAUCGAUAACCCAUUUAACGGAUUUACAAAUACAAUGAGUAAACUCUACGAUGUUCCACCCAUGUCUAUUCCGCAUAGUAAAGCGAGUAGUGUAGUCACUAAUAAUUCACAGCCACAACGACCGUCAUCUGCUGAGCCUAGCGUUUCAAUCAACAGACCCUAUGCAAUGUCUGACUUUCAUCACGUGUCUACCAACAACAUUCACUCUAGCCCUACGUCCAGCUCUUAUUCUCAAUCAGGCACUGUCAUCGCUAUAGGCACCACUGGUCUAAAGAAUAUGGGAAACACGUGUUACAUGAAUUCAAUUAUACAGUGUCUAAGUGGAACAAUACCCUUAGCCAGAUACUUUAUAUCCGGUCUAUUUAAGCAACAUAUUAAUAGGAAUAACAAAACAGGUACACAGGGGGUAUUGACGGAGAGCUUUGUCGAACUACUUAGGGCGAUGUGGAGCGAAAGCUAUACUUUUGUAUCCCCAAUGACGUUUAGGGAAGCUCUUGUUCGAUUUGCUCCACGAUUCUCGGGUUUCGAUCAACAAGAUUCACAGGAGUUCUUACUAUUUUUGUUGGAUGGGUUGCAUGAAGACCUGAAUUCGACUGCAUUGGGAAGUCACUCGUCAUUGGUCGACGAUAUGACCUUUGAGAAAUUACCGGAUUGGCAAGCGAGUGCCUUAUCAUGGGAAAAAUAUCUGCAUCGGAAUUCUAGUGUCAUUGUCAGUUUAUUUCAGGGACAAUAUAGAAGUAGGCUUACAUGUUUAUCCUGCAAACAGACUUCUACGACAUAUAAUGUAUUUAUGUCCCUGUCAUUACCGAUUCCUGCCAAAAAACUAAGGAUAUCUAGCGUGACAUUGUAUCAAUGUUUGGAUUAUUUUGUGAAAGAAGAGACUUUAGAUAAAGAGGACGCUUGGAAAUGUCCUCAGUGCAAGAAAAAAAGAAAGGCCCUGAAGCAGCUUACAUUGACCAGGCUACCUGAUAUCCUUUUAAUUCAUUUAAAAAGAUUUUCGAUGGACGGACUUUUCAAAAACAAAUUGGAUAUAAUAGUGAAAUGUCCCACGAGGAGCCUGGAUUUAUCAGGAUAUGUCCCAAUGACCGUAACCCCUUCUCCACCACAAGAUCGCCCUUCCUAUGUGUACGAUCUGUACGCUGUAUCUAAUCAUUAUGGAUCAUUAUCCGGUGGACAUUAUACGGCAUGUGUAAGAGAUGGUUAUACAGAUAAAUGGCACUAUUUUGACGAUAGCAAAUUCUCUCUAUGUGAUGAGAAUAAAGUCGUGACAAAAGCGGCUUACAACUUAUUUUAUGUUAGAUCCAAAGUGAAAUAGAAAUUAUUUUUUUUUUCAAUUUUUUUUUUUUAUUAUUAAUGAAAAAAAACCACUAAAA
Messenger RNA from Mucor mucedo, 2915 nucleotides. RefSeq lists its product as uncharacterized. The transcript has 11 exons. Bases 326 to 2857 code for a protein of 843 amino acids. NCBI's taxonomy places the organism in Eukaryota, Fungi, Mucoromycota, Mucoromycetes, Mucorales, Mucoraceae. Gene Ontology annotation, biological process: protein deubiquitination. The record is from RefSeq and is a predicted model, not a curated record. Gene Ontology annotation, molecular function: cysteine-type deubiquitinase activity.